Telopea speciosissima is the source of this 1544-nucleotide messenger RNA. RefSeq lists its product as uncharacterized. NCBI's taxonomy places the organism in Eukaryota, Viridiplantae, Streptophyta, Magnoliopsida, Proteales, Proteaceae. Gene Ontology annotation, molecular function: nucleic acid binding. The coding region runs from base 84 to 1544 and encodes 486 amino acids. The transcript is spliced from 4 exons. The record is from RefSeq and is a predicted model, not a curated record.
CCGGCCAAGAUCCCCUCUUUUCUUCUCUUUCACCGAACAGAGCUCCAGGUGAGUAGUAGCUCAAGAAAUCGUCUGCCUCAAAGAUGGAUUCCGACUACGAGUCGUCGAGCAACAGAACCCAUGGAAGAGCAGUGACGAGAAAGGAAAACGAAAUAUGGAUACCCACUCGGGCAUGCAUCAGUGACUAUGUCAAAGACGCAAUCGAUCUGCUAGAGGUGAAAGGUUACAAUGAAAUUGAUCUUAAAGCCAUGGGAAGGGCAGUCGAGAAAUCCUUGAAGAUCGCUGAAUCGAUCAAGGGAAGUAUUGCUGGUCUCCAUGAAAGUACAGACAUGGACUCCACUUGUCCUGUUUCGAAUAUCACCAUCACUUUGUCCAAGAAGGUUUUGAAUGACACGGAGACGAAUUCUAACUACGAGUGGUUGAGCAACAGCAACAAUGGAAGAGAAGGAACAGAGAAAGAGAUAGAAAUAGGGAUACCCACUCGGGCUUGCAUCAGUGACUAUGUCAGAUACGCAAUCGAUCUGCUAGAGGUGAAGGGUUAUGAUGAAAUUGUCCUUAAAGCUAUGGGAAGAGCUGUACAGAACGCCUUGGAGAUCUCUAAAUCAGUCAAGGAAAGUAUUGCUGGUAUCUAUGAGAGCAGAUACGUGGAUCCUGUUUCGAUCGCCAUUAUUUUGUCCAAGAAGGGCUCGAAUAUAACAAAAUUGAAUUAUUACGAGUCGCUGAGCAGGAGCAGGAGGAGCAGAACACAUGGAAGAGCCGGUACGAGAAAAGGGAACGAAAUAGGGAUACCCAAUGGGGCAUGUGUCAGUGACUAUGUCAGAGAUGCAAUCGAUCUGCUAGAGGUGAAAGGUUACAAUGAAAUUGUCCUUAAAGCCAUGGGAAGAGCAGUAGAGAAAGCCUUGAAGAUCGCUGAAUCGGUCAAGAGAAGUAUUGCUGGUCUCCAUGAGAGCAGAAACAUGGACUCCACUUGUCCUGUUUCGAAUAUCGUCAUCACUUUGUCCAAGAAGGACUUGAAUACAUCCUCUAGAGGAUACCAAUGCAGUGGGUCUGGUUAUGGCAUGAAAGUGAAGAAAGAGGGAUCAAUCUUUUGUCUAAAGAACAAUGCCUCAAUGAAGGAGAUUGAAGAAGUAGAGGAUUGCUUCAUCUUAGAAUUCAAUCCUUUUGAACCGAUUGAUCUUUCCAAAAAGCUCUCCCAGAAUGACCACCACACAGCCAGUGAUGAACAAGACCUAUCUGUCAUUGCUGAGCGAGGGCAGGUGGCUUGUCGAGACUAUCCACAUUCAAGGCAUCAUUGUGUUAAAUUUCCCUUUGACAAGACGCCUCAUGAGAGCUAUUGUGAACAGUGCUACUGUUAUGUUUGUGAUGUGAUCGCUCCUUGUAACUUCUGGAUACAACCUGAACAAGGACACUGCCAUGCAUCUGAGCAAGAGUUCAUCUGGAAUAUCCUACGGACAACAAAAGAAUUUGGUGCCUUAAACUGUGGAGACCUUUGUGUGGGAAUUGGCUCAAGACAAGCUGCUGACUCGCAUCCACUUGGCUUGUAG